Anarrhichthys ocellatus (wolf-eel) is the source of this 4600-nucleotide messenger RNA. RefSeq names its product dual-specificity tyrosine-(Y)-phosphorylation regulated kinase 4 (gene dyrk4). The record is from RefSeq and is a predicted model, not a curated record. Gene Ontology annotation, biological process: peptidyl-threonine phosphorylation; peptidyl-serine phosphorylation. NCBI's taxonomy places the organism in Eukaryota, Metazoa, Chordata, Actinopteri, Perciformes, Anarhichadidae. Gene Ontology annotation, cellular component: cytoskeleton; cytoplasm; nucleus. Gene Ontology annotation, molecular function: protein serine/threonine/tyrosine kinase activity; protein serine/threonine kinase activity; ATP binding. The coding region runs from base 1018 to 2964 and encodes 648 amino acids. The transcript has 15 exons.
AUGAGCACAAAGGAAAAAUUACUCUUUAAUCAUUUUUUAGCUUGUUAUAUAUAAAUUGUAUUUCAUAUGGGUUCAUCCAUAUUUAUUAUCUAUUGUGUAAAGUGUCUUUUGGUGUCUUGAAUGGUGCUCUACAGUGUAAAUUAAAAUAAAUGGUUAUAAAUGGUUAGUUAAGAAAUAUAUAUGAAUGGAUACAUUUAUGUGUACAUAAUCAUAAAUGCAGCAUCCCAGCAUUGGGCAUAUCAGACAUGCACGUUUUGCACAAACAAAUAAAUAAUUUACAGUGGGAGAAGAAGAUAAUGGGAGACAGAUGGUUCACAAUAGGGUCAGAAUUAAGUGGCACUCCACACCUGGUGCUAAUCAGCCAAUCAAUGAUAGAGAGAGGAACAGGUGUUUGUCUCCACUUAUCAUUGGGAUGAGAUUUGUCGAGCUUAUUAAAGUUUAUCAUAAUGAUAGAUUUUAACUAUGUUGAUACAGUUGAUUCUGGAGAAUUGCAGCUUUUCCUUUUCUAUGGGAUUUUUAGAUAUUUAACUGUGUCAUAUGAGUGCAGGUUGGUUAUCGCUUCAGGGGUCCAAACUGGGUUGUCAUAGCCUACAGGAGCUUACAACAUGUAACAUCUGCAUUCACUUCUUUCUUUUUUUUCACAUUAUUUAACUUUUUAAGUGAACUUCUUAUUCAUCUUAUCGUAAUAUUUUUUAAGCAUCUAGAUGUUUGCAUUCCUGACGUCAAAUUCAUCUUUGUGCGCACCUGAGGAAAACGAGCCCAGUGCGUGCGUGUCUGUCCCUCUCUUUGUCUCGCGCUCUCUCCCGCUCCUCUCACCUAUACACGCGAGCGCCUGUCUAAAAAGCUGCGUCAGAGUAAAAAAAAAAAAGACAGAAUCAAACUGUCAGUGAGUACUUAGUGUGCCGAGUAUAACAGCCAUUGUGUUGCGGAUAAGCCGGCGGAGGUAACGCUCCGCGGCACACAGGCUCGGAGACUGUUGGGCAUGUCGCGCAUGACCGCUUCAUCACUGCCACCUUGAUGAUUUAUUUCACCAUGAGCGCGCCGAACAAAUCAUCAGAGAAAAGAAUUGGCUCGAAAAAUAAGCUGGAAAAGCUAUUAAAGGAAAGAAAAGGCACCUUUCCACUUCUGACCAAGACGUCACGACCGGAGGCCUUCCCUCACCCUCACAGACUCCCAGCAGAAGGCAACCGUCUUGGAUCAAACCGAUCCUGCUCACAGAAGUUUGGCCCUGGUGUAGGGACCCUGCCUCAGCUUGAGCCACCGGUGGUCCAGGUGGUGGUCAGCAAUGCCAAAAACCAACACCAGCAGUCGGACAACAUCCUGCCCCAAAUUGCCAACAAAGUGGGCCAAAACAACUACCAGACACACCCAGAUGAGAGGCCGAAGCAUACCCAGCAAUUCAGCAUGCGUAUUGGUGCAGCAAUGGAUAAAGUGUCCGUCUCCCGCAUUAGCAAGGUUGUCAGCAACAAGCUGGAGAAAGAAAAGGAAUAUGAGGGACACAAGUUACCCAUGUCCCCCAUAGAAGCACUGAAGAACUUCCAGGACCGGCUGACGGAGUUUGAGCAGGAGGAAAUCAUGGACUACGCAGAGAUAUGGUUCCUUGGUCUGGGCUCUCAGAAGAUCGAGGGUUCCCAAGGCACACCGCAGAACUGUGGAUAUGAUGACGAGCAUGGAAGCUACGUCAGGGUGCUGCAUGACCAUAUUGGAUACAGGUUUGAAGUGCUUGAAGUGAUUGGGAAAGGCUCCUUUGGGCAGGUCCUGAAGUGCCUGGACCACAAGAACAACGAACUCGUAGCCAUUAAGAUGAUACGCAAUAAGAAAAGGUUUCAUCACCAAGCUCUGGUUGAGCUGAAGAUCCUGGAUGUGAUCAAAAGGAAAGACAAAGACAACCUCCACAACGUCAUCCACAUGAAGGAGUACUUUUACUUCCGAAAUCACCUCUGCAUCUCCUUUGAGCUUCUCGGAGUGAACUUGUACGAGCUCAUCAAAAAAAACAACUUCCAGGGCUUCAGUCUGGCUCUCAUCCGUCGGUUCACCCAUGCUCUUCUCAGGUGCCUGCAGAUGCUGCACAGGGAAAAGAUAAUCCACUGCGACCUCAAACCGGAGAACAUCCUUCUGUCUCAGAGAGGGCCAGGGAACAUCAAGGUGGUUGACUUUGGAUCAAGCUGUUAUGAACAACAAAGAGUGUACACCUACAUCCAGAGCCGCUUCUACCGCUCCCCAGAGGUCAUCCUGGGUCACCCAUACAGCAUGGCCAUUGACAUGUGGAGUCUGGGUUGCAUCCUUGCUGAACUCUACACAGGCUAUCCUAUCUUCCCAGGAGAGAGCGAAGUGGAGCAGAUAGCCUGCAUAAUGGAGGUUCUUGGGAUGCCUCCAAAUGAUUUUGUUCAGUCAGCUGCGAGGAGAAGGCUGUUCUUUGACUCAAAAGGAAACCCUAGGAACAUCACCAAUAGCAAGGGGAAGAAGAGGAGACCCAACUCCAAGGAGCUGUCAGCAGCGUUGAAAACGAAUGACGCUUUGUUCUUAGACUUCAUCAAACGCUGCCUCACUUGGGACCCGACCAAACGUAUGACUCCAGAUGAGGGGUUAAAGCACGAGUGGAUCCUGGAGGGAAAUUUCAACAAAGUCCGGCCAAGAACCAAGCCAACAGUGAAGAAGGUCUCAGACAGUUCGACCAGCAAGCCUGCGGAGAAGGUCAGCUCCGAAAGCAGCGCUACUGACAAGCUGAAGAGAGACGGCACAGCAACAGCAACAAAGAUGGCCACUGCCGAGCGUCUGCGGCCCAUCGGGGCCUCAGCGGAGGAGGAGGUGUGUGAGAAUGAGGGGAAGCUGUCCACAGAUACCAAGCAGCAAGAAGGAGGUGGAGAGAGGCCCAUUCACAUUAUCAUCAAGCCUCAAGAGGAAAUGGGCACAGAGAGAAAAGAUAGCCAAGAGCAGUCUCAGUGUUUGCCCCCUAUCUUAUAACAGUCAAAGGGGAAUCGUGCUGCGUUCAUGACAUGUGGGAACUGUUGUUUAGGCUCAGUGUCCCACUCCCCACCUGAGAGUGAUUGAGAUGGUGAAGUGGAAGUAAAUGGACAGCGAAAAGAAAGUGCCAUUUGUUUGGCCCUGCACACAUAGAAUAUUUAAAGAUCCAUUUACUACGAAUACUACCAUGUUGUUUCUGUGUCUACACGACGUCACAAAAACAACAUGUUGGAGACGUCUGAACCAGAGGAAAAGUCUCAGUUUCUGAGUUUCAAGUCGGAAUGAAGUGGAUGUUUUCAACUCAAAGGUAGGAAGCAAACCAGUUCCCAAAUGCCGUGAACACAAUAUAGAUGUAUGGAGGGGACACUAUGAUCAUCAGCAAAGAGGGACACCCUCUAUUUAUUGUUUCAAGUAUACAGUCAUAGUGUAUUUUUUUAUUCUGUGAAACUUUGGGUUUGUAUGACCGUGAAGUUAAUUAACCAGUUGUACUUUUUUUUUUUUUUUUUUACAAAGGACUUAAGGUGCAGUUGCAGGCAUUUUGUUUAAGUGUGUCGCAAUUGAGAUACCAAGCUGUCUGCCCAUGUUGACUAUAGAUGAUUUUAAAAAACAAAUUCAUAGUUCAGCAUCACCUUCUCCACUGUCUCCUGUAUUAUCUAUUGAACCCAAUUUUUGCUGGGCAUUGAAAUCUUUGAUAAACAGGUUAUACCAUAACACUUUUACUUUUCUCAUUUUCCAUGUUAAAAAACAAAGUAGUACACACUGCAUGGUUAUAAAAUGUAUCAAAUAUUUGGUUUUGCAUUUUAUUCUUUUUUUCUUUUACACAUUUAGCAUAACUUUCAUAAUGGUAAAAUAUUUUAAGAAGUGUGUGCAAUAAAGGCUAAGCCAAAAUAUGUUUUUUUUAAAUCAUUUUAAAGAAAUAAUUGUCGUAUACUUUUUAAUUGCAGAAUUCAGUUGAUGACAUUGAUUAUUAAUGAUUUCACGUGUUUAUUAUGGAAUAUGUUUGAUCUUAUGUUUCGUAUUUGUUUAACAAUUUAAUUUAACAAUCACAAACUAUUUAAUUGUAAUAUAAUUUAUUGUAUAUAUUUUUGCUGUAAUUUACUGCGUAUGUGUAAUACAGAACACAUGUUAAGAAAAUAUUUCAGAUAUUUUUUGAGGGUUUAGACAAGGUUUUACUUGUUGUGUUGUCACUGUAUGAAAAUAUUUUGUAUGUCUAUUAUUCAUAACAUUUUUUAUUUUAGAAACAAAAAGACAAUCCAGUUAUUGAUAGUUCGUGCCUUGCAGUAUUAGAAACCUCGCACUUUACUAUUCUUUGUGUACACCUGGAUUAGAAACCGUUGGAUUCUUACCCGUCAACAAGGGUUCAGACUAGUCUGCCAGAAUCCCUUUUAUUUGACAAAAUGAUGUCCCGUCUAAUGUUACAGAACAUACCAUCUUUUUACAAUGGAUUUAUGUCUUAAGUCGCCAACAGAGAUUCAAGUUAGAUGUGCAAGACCGGUGCCCUCACUAUCUAUUAGCUAAGCAACACGCGAUCCCAAGAGAAUGGAUUGCAGCUGAAAUAAGAAUGGUUAUGUUGUACACGUAAACAUUUGUAUGUCUCUUUGUCUUUUAUGAUGAAAUAAAAGGUUGUUUUAAAGAG